CCCUGCUUACCUCAAUCAUGAAUAUUUCCCAUUAUUUUAUAUCACUGUUUUCUAUGAAUGGAACAAGGAUGCUGAUUGGUAUCAAUUUAUUUCGGAUUCAAUUGGCCGAAUAAAAUUGACCUCCUUAAUUGAGUUAUAAUAGGUAAAGCACCCUAUUGUAUAGCACUAUGGAAAAACAGACAACGGAGUGAAUUACAACAAUGAUUCAUGCUAGUUAGAUCCACUGUUUCGAUAUUAUAUAUUGUGGUUUCUUUGAAUACGCCUACAAAAAUGAGAUCAACCGAAAAGCUAUUGUUAAUACUUCUAACCCUCUACCGGCUUUCGAUAUCAAGGGCAGAGUCGUAUGAAUGCGCGAUCGAAAGAUUUGGCUCAAAUGGGGAGGAAUAUUGUGUUUUCCACAACGUACACAUUUUCAAAAAUACGACGGAAAGUUCAUUCAGUUCACCACCGGGAAUUGAGAUACCGUCACGUGUGGCCUUUAAGAAUUCUUCUAUGGCGCAUCUUCCUGCGGAGUUCCUGCAGCAUUUCGGAAAGGAGUUAAAAGUCUUGAAGGUAGAACACUGCCAACUUCGUUCGAUUACAGUUACAAGUAAUAUGCAAGCUCUAUAUGCCAAAGAUAACUACAUCAGUAAAGUAAUCGUCCAUCAGAGUGGGCAAAGUCCUAUUCUAACCGAACUGGACCUUAGCGCAAACCGACUGGAAAGCAUUCAAAAUAUUACCCGAUGUCAGAAACUCCAGGUGCUCAAUUUGAGCAGUAACGAGAAGAUAGCAAAGGAAAGUGUUAUUGAUCUCUCGUCGUACGCUGGCUUCCAGGAAUUACGAGAGCUUUACCUCGCCGAUGUUGGUGCCUUUUAUCUGGAUAAUACUAAGGGUAUCGGUUUGCCGUCACUAGAAUUGUUAGAUUUAUCCAAAAAUAAUCUCAUCCCGUCUGAUUUACGACUGGAGCAUCUAUACGAAUUCAAUGCUUUGCAGACGCUUAAAUUCAACGAUAAUAACAUGGCUCAGCUAGAUUAUGGUCAACUGCCAGAUUUAAAGGCACUGAAAAAGGUUUACAUCAACGGAAACAAUUUCCCAUGCUCCACAUUGAAAGUCAUGCUUCAGUUUUUACACGAACACAAUAUCGAAACACCACCUGAGCGAAACAGCAACUGCCAAUCCCACCAGCAAGAAGUCGAAAACAUGUGCUGUAAAUAUGUACCAUCACCUCCUAUCUAUCCAAAACCAACUGAGAGACCUUCGACGGCUACCUCGACAGUUCCCAACGGCGCCGAAGACCCCCGCAUCGACCAGAGACCCGCUGCUGACGGCGAGGGUGGCAAUGGAUUCCUUUGGGGCAUUAUUGCCAUUGGAAUUGUAGCUGUGAUCGCGGCCGCAGUGGCCGGUUAUUUCGUUUACCGGAAACGAUCUAGAAGGCAUUAGAAUUUAUAAAUUACUCUGGUUGCGUUUUUUUUUUCUGAAAAUAAGUAAAGAAGUUACUAUUUAUGCAAACAGUCAUAAUGAUUUGCAGAGCGAAAGAUGUAAGAUCAGGCUGAAUUAUUAAUGUUAAAAGUGAAUUGAGUAAAUAUAAGCAUGUAAUGCUAAUUCGCUGAGAAAUAAAAUGACAAAACUGGUUGAAUA
Molecule: messenger RNA, 1617 nt
Organism: Topomyia yanbarensis
Lineage: Eukaryota; Metazoa; Arthropoda; Insecta; Diptera; Culicidae
Product: leucine-rich repeat-containing G-protein coupled receptor 5-like
Exons: 2
Coding region: 208-1419 (403 amino acids)
Molecular function (GO): protein binding
Source: RefSeq, a predicted model, not a curated record